AUGAGUAAAAAUCACGAGUUAGAGAGCUUCGUGCCUCCUCCAGACUAUGAAUAUUCCACGGUACCCUUACAGUUGGAACAGGUGGAAGGCCCUUCUCAGAAGCAGAAGGUUUUAGUGAAGUAUUUGGUUACAACGAAGAAUAGGGUCAAAGAAUUCGAGAGUGAGUUCUGGAUGGAUCCAUCUACCACUCUUGAAGCAGCAUGUGCCAUCGCCAACAAGAAUUUUGUACGCGAUUUGAAUUUGUCGGAUAAGAACUCGGCUCGCAGGCUUGUUCGUAGUUUAGGAAAGUGGUUGGAUCUUGAAUCCACUCAAGGCGCAUGUGGCGUUGUGUUUAUAAAGCCUCUGAUAUUGGCUGGUGACCUUCAGCAGACCAUUGGAAGCACUAUUCAAGACGAUAACUAUUUGUAUUUGUCGAAUUCUGUUGACUGUUUCCACGUGAAAGAGAGAUAUGAAGCUAUCGGGGUUGUUCUAGGUGUGAUUAGUGUUGCCAUUUUCAUUCUCAUCUUUCUUGCCAUACUUUAUCAUUAG
Molecule: messenger RNA, 528 nt
Organism: Sungouiella intermedia
Lineage: Eukaryota; Fungi; Ascomycota; Pichiomycetes; Serinales; Metschnikowiaceae
Source: the annotation of a GenBank genome assembly